This is a messenger RNA of Cuscuta campestris, 1417 nucleotides long. The record is from the annotation of a GenBank genome assembly. NCBI's taxonomy places the organism in Eukaryota, Viridiplantae, Streptophyta, Magnoliopsida, Solanales, Convolvulaceae.
AGAUUUAUAUUAUCCCUAAAAUAAUCUUUAUAUUAAAUAUACUAUUAUAAUCUUUACUAGCAUAAAGAUUAUAGUAGACUCCGGAGAUUGUUCGUGUGUCAAAGUUGGAGGCCGGACGCUUGAACGGCUACGUUUGCUCCUUCAACAUCUUUUGCUCGACUUCUCGUUCAUACCGCUUUACCGGAGAAGGCUGCAUUAUCUAAACCUGGGAGAAGAAGACGCAUUUCUAAGCGUAUAGGCUGUAUGGCACGUGUUGCGUUUCGCAUCCUUGGACAUGUUGGUUACGUUCUCAGCAUAUUCGAAGAACAGCACAAUCAUCCUCUCACUUCUUUCCCCUACAGGCCAUUUUUGAAGAUCAAUAGGAAUAUUGAUCUAGGCCAUAAGAAGUUCAUACUCAACUGUGCUAAAGCGAACAUUGGCACCAUGAAAUCAUACCGACUUUUCAAGGAAUCUGUUGGUGGGUAUUCAAGUGUUGGUGCUACUGCUGUGGACUUCAAAAACUUCAAACGCGAUUUGAAGGCCUAUAUUGCUGGUGGAGAUGCCCAAAUGGUCAUUGAUAAAUUAUUCCGAAAAUCAGAAGUAUGCCCUGGAUUUAGGUUUGAUUAUGAAGUUGACGAGUACGACCAGCUUUCCAGGCUAUUUUGGUGUGACGCUGCUUCUAGGAAAAGCUACUCCCUGUUUGGUGAUGUUGUCUCAUUUGAUGCCACAUAUACUACCAACAGGUACAUGAUGAUAUUCGCUCCAUUCACUGGUGUUGACAACCAUAAAAAAUGUGUGACAUUCGGCUUUGGUUUAUUGUCAAGUGACGACAGUGAGUCAUAUUCAUGGUUGUUGAGAUCAUUCAUGAACGCAAUGGGGAAUGCUCCAAGAUGCAUCAUAACUGAUCAAGAUCCCUCCAUGCAAAUUGUAAUCGAAGAAGUCUUACCACAAACCAAGCAUCACUAUUGCAUGUAGCAUAUUAUGAACAAACUAUUAGGGAAGGUUGGUCCGGUGUUAAGCAAGGAUACGGAAUUCAUGAAUCGCAUUAAUCAGGUGGUCUGGACUCAUUACUUGGAAAAAAAGAAUGGAAAGCACAAUGGCACAAUGUUAUGGCAGACUACAACCUCACUGAGCAUUCGUGGUUCAAGUAUUUAUACAUGUUACGUAAGUUUUGGAUCCCAACCUAUUUCAGGGAUCUAUUUAUGGCCGGGCUAUUGCGCACUACGUCUAGAUCAGAGAGUGAAAACGGUUUCUUUAACGAUUUCACCGAUCGCAACUUUAGUCUAGUUGAAUUAUUAAUGCAAUUCGAGAGUGCAAUGGAAGACCAAGAGUUCAAAUUUACUCGUUUGAACUCAGAAUCCGAGUCGGGAAUUCCAGUGUUCAAAACCCCUUUAAAGAUUGAGAAACAUGCUGCAUCGUUAUUCACUCUCUGUCUUUU